UCAUGCCCUUACAUCGAUCAAAUCUGAUUACCAGCUAGUUUUUUGCAAAAUUUCAUCUAGAUACCCACUGAACACAAAUAAUUAUGUCUGAUACAUUAAACCAUGAUAUUUUAUGGAAGUUUAUCGAAGUGGCUUUACAUGCUACUUUGUACUACAGAAGAUUGUAUCCGAAAGAGAUUUUUGUUAAGAAGAUACUGUAUGGCACAAAUGUUAAUUUUUGCAAACAUCCGGAAGUGCUUGAAUACAUUCAUAAUAUUGUCGAGACUCUGAAAGCGCUAUUUUAUGGAAAUAAAGCAAGUUUUAAGUCAUUAAAUUUUGUAUGUUAUGAUGUUAACAACAUUGUCAUUGAAAAAUACAUUUUUUUUCUCAAACAAUCUUGUUUAUGUAGACCAAAAAAAACAGAAGAUUUUUUCAGAAGUUUGUAUUUAAGACUGUCUAUGAUAUUAAAUGGUAUCAGCCCACUUCCAUCUCAGGCAUCUUUCAUUGUCUAUAUAUUGACGAAUCAAAAAGCUUACGCAAUUCUUCAAAAUACAUCUGUGUACUGUGAUUUUCCCUGGUUGUUAUUCAACCAUCAUGAAUUAAUAAAACGUGGCUCAUUAUUACCAAUAGAAUAUAUUAAAGCACAUUAUAUGAUUUUAAAGAUUUAUGCUGUGCAAAACAAAGACACAUUAUUAAAAGUCGUUUACAAAUACUAA
Molecule: messenger RNA, 695 nt
Organism: Copidosoma floridanum
Lineage: Eukaryota; Metazoa; Arthropoda; Insecta; Hymenoptera; Encyrtidae
Gene: PolZ2
Product: DNA polymerase zeta subunit 2
Cellular component (GO): zeta DNA polymerase complex
Source: RefSeq, a predicted model, not a curated record